AUGGACUGUCUCUUGUUUCUCUUGCUUCCAGGAGUCCUGAUUUUGUGCAAGGCUCAUUCAGUGGGGGAACCCAUUAUUUGCACUUCCUGUGAUGAAUAUGUUGACAAUACCUGCACAAGAAACUUGGGGGUCUGUCAAUCCAGAUAUCCUGACUUUGCAUGCCAAACUAAAGAAGUAUACAUUCAACUUGCCACUGGAGAAUAUCUGUACAAACAUUCUGUUCUGGGCUGCCCAAGAAGAUGUGUGGAGUACGUGCGCUUCAUCGAGUUUGAGAAAAACAUCUUCUCCUGCUGCAAUGAAAGCCACUGCAACAGGUUUCCAGAAGGAGAUACUAAAUUCAAAAAAAAAUAA
Molecule: messenger RNA, 351 nt
Organism: Arvicanthis niloticus (Nile rat)
Lineage: Eukaryota; Metazoa; Chordata; Mammalia; Rodentia; Muridae
Source: RefSeq, a predicted model, not a curated record